AUGUCGUCCUCAGCAGCGCCUAAAGGAGUUCUUCUCAAGUCUGACGCCAUCGCAUCCAAAUUCACGGAAGAGGUCAAGAGCACCCUUGCUUCCCGAUCCCGCAAACCGAAGCUUGUCGGAAUACUCUCCACUGGAUCUGCUCCUAGCAGAAGUUAUGCCGAGUUCACGCGCAAGCAAUGCGAAGCCCUUGGUGUCGAAUUCCAGCUGAAGGAAACCGGCGCUGCUCUGGAUCAGGAUGCCCCCGACGGUGAAGGUGUUGAGGAUGCGAUCAUCGAAGCGAAUGGAGAUUCAUCUGUGGACGGGAUCAUGGUGUACUAUCCGAUCUUUGGUGCUCAGCAGGAUCAUUAUCUUCAGCAAGUCGUCUCUCCGUACAAGGACGUCGAAGGGCUCAACUUCAAGUUUCACUACAAUCUCUAUCACAACAUUCGGUACCUGGAUCCUAAGUCACUCAUAUCGUCUGCUCCUCUAGUCAACCCUCCCGCGCCAACGACAAGCGACGUGCCACCGCCCGGCACAGUCAAGUGUAUCCUGCCUUGCACACCGCUCGGCAUCGUCAAAGCCUUAGAGGGUGUCGGCGUCUACAACACCAUACUGCCUUACGGAGAUCGUGCUUAUGGGAAGACUGUGACAGUCAUCAACCGUUCGGAAGUCGUCGGAAGGCCUCUUGCCGCGCUACUCGCAAAUGACGGUGCUCGUGUAUACUCAGUCGACAUUGACUCCAUCCAGGUGUACACCAAGCGGCCACCAGCACCCGACGGCACGGACGCCGGUCGCUAUCACCCUCAUCACGUCGUUCGCCCGACGAAGCUUUCUCUCGAAGAAUGUCUUUCUCAGUCCGAUGUCGUGGUGUCUGCGGUCCCUAGCGAUAAGUAUAAGGUCAAAACCUCUGCCUUGAAGGAGGGAUGUGUCUGCAUCAAUGUCGCCGCCGAUAAGAACUUCGAAGCGAAUGUGCGCGAGAAGGCGUCACUCUACCUCCCCACUGUGGGCAAGCUCACCAUCCUUAUGCUGCUGCGAAACUUGCUUCGCCUGCAGGAAUACCAGAGUCUGUUGGAGUCGACAACAGAGCCAAAGCCAUAA
Peniophora sp. CBMAI 1063 is the source of this 1077-nucleotide messenger RNA. NCBI's taxonomy places the organism in Eukaryota, Fungi, Basidiomycota, Agaricomycetes, Russulales, Peniophoraceae. The record is from the annotation of a GenBank genome assembly.